Messenger RNA from Rhincodon typus (whale shark), 2295 nucleotides. Its product is annotated as E3 ubiquitin-protein ligase MARCHF11-like. Lineage: Eukaryota; Metazoa; Chordata; Chondrichthyes; Orectolobiformes; Rhincodontidae. Gene Ontology annotation, molecular function: zinc ion binding; ubiquitin-protein transferase activity. Bases 1 to 1059 code for a protein of 352 amino acids. The transcript has 4 exons. The record is from RefSeq and is a predicted model, not a curated record. Gene Ontology annotation, biological process: protein ubiquitination.
AUGAGCGAACAUCAGCCGCUCCCGCAGCAGGACCAGCAGCAGAUUAGGGAGCGGAAGGAGAGCGGAGGCGGCCCAGCCAGCAACGGCACGAUAAUGCCAGUCGGGGGCGCUGUCGGGGGAGGCUCGCUGCCAACCACUCCAAAAAGACACCGAGGGGAAGAGGUAGACGCCGGCGAGAAGGAGAGGCUGAUCUCGGCGAAAGCCGAGGACAAGAAAGGCUGUAGUCCGGGGACGCAAGAGAGCCGGUCCACCGAACACGAAAGCUACCAAAUUGUGCGAGUCUCUUGCUCCAAUGAUGCCGAGUCUGUGUGCAGCAGCAACAGCAGCUUUCGCAAUGGGGGCAUCACUCCCACCUGCAGAAUCUGCUUCCAAGGCUCAGAACAGGGUGAAUUGCUGAGUCCUUGUCGAUGUGAUGGCUCAGUACGUUACUCUCACCAACCAUGCCUUUUGAAGUGGAUUAGUGAAAGAGGGUCAUGGAGCUGUGAGAUUUGCUGUUACAGAUACCAUGUUGUGGCAAUACGAAUGAAAAGACCCUGUCAGUGGGAACCUAUCACAGUGACCUUGGUUGAGAAGGUUCAAAUAAUAGCAGUGAUCCUUGGUUGCCUUUUUCUGAUAGCAAGUGUGACCUGGCUCUUAUGGUCAGCAUUCAGUCCUGCUGCAAUUUGGCAGCGAAGAGACAUCUUAUUUCAGAUCUGCUAUGGAAUGUAUGGCUUUAUGGACCUUGUUUGCAUAGGCCUAAUUGUUCAUGAAGGAGCCGCAAUAUAUCGAGUAUUUAAACGCUGGAGAGCUGUAAAUCUACACUGGACUGUUUUAAAUUAUGACAAAUCAAAGGAUUUAGGAAUUAACGGCAGCAAUGCUGAAAGAUCUGCCAAUCAGACCCUUUGGGCCUCUCUGAAUCAAUUCAGAACACGAAGGUCUGUUGGUUCUACUCAGCUAAUGUUUGAAGGAUUUCACUGCAGCUACACAUUGUUACAUUUACUGACACGAUUCAGACCAAAUGAUGAGGACUAUGAUGACAACAGUUCCACUGAGGUGGUAAUGAGGGUAACAACAGUAUGAACAUGGAUUCCUCACAGUCCUACAAUUAGGCAAUGAUUGUUCCUGGAUUUGUGCUAUAAGAUCAAAGAAGUAUACAGGGUAAAUAAAUGUAAUAUAUUUAACAUACUUUUAUAAAAUACACUUUUGAUAUGGUGCUUACUUCUUACUGUAAUAUAUAUUUUUUAAACCAUUAGAUGCCAGUUUAUUUUUGUUUGUAGAUCAACGGGAUUUACAGACAUUUUUCGUGGUGUACAGCUAUUAAUGGCUUUCAAAAAUAAAACACAUUGCCAAAAUACCUUACGUAAAAUUAAUGUAUUUUAAUCCAUCCUUCAAAAUCCAAACAUAUUACUUUGAAAAAAUUCCACAAAGUUUCUUUCAAAAUUAUAGUUGAACAAAAAUAACGACCCGUUAGUGAGCAGUAAAAAACGUAGUGAAAUUGAAAUGGGUUGUUUCCCAAGCACUAUUAUUUAAAUUUGGUGAAUCUUGUACUCGUUAUGUAGAGUCAAUGUUAUUAGCUUUAUUGUCACAUGUACUUACAUGAGUACAGUGAAAAGUUUACAAAUCGCCAUGUACAGCAUUCUUAAGAACCAAGGCACCUAGGUAUACAGUGGAGGAGUAGCGGAGGAGGUUAGAAAUGUUAGAAAGUGUCCUGCUUUGUCCAAUGCAGUCUUGGCAUCAAAUGUUCCUAUUCCCAGGUGAGGCAGGGAGGGUUAGGGUUAGAUGCAGGAUAAAUCCACUCUAUGUAGACUUAACAAUUUGCCUUAACCCUGAUUUUAGUGCAGUUUGUGACAUUUGCAUUUCACCAAACAUCCUUUAUACCUUUUUUUCAGUAAGAUGAACAAUUUAAUGUGGUGAUCAAAGUGAAAUUAUGAGACAUUAGACAUGGUAAACUGGAAUCUAGCCAGAGUUGGAAAUGAAACAGUCCCAAGUUAGUUUACACAAUUUUUUUUCUGAGUUGUUAUCUGGGUUAUAUUCAAUCCAGACCCAGUGGUUAAAGGGUAGUUGCUAAUCGAUUGUACUCUCCUUAGCAGAAGAGUUUUGUGCAGGUUAUCUGAACCCAGAGCUUGUAUAAAAUCCUUCUGCCAAAUCAGUUAUAGAAAUAGUUCUUUUAAUCAGAAGAGCCUAUAAUGAGUAUUAUAUAUAAGCCUGGAUGCCUUAACCAGUAUUAACAACUGUCUCAAAUCCUUGUAGAAUGACAUCAGAUAGUGCAUAUAAAAUGCCUUCUUAUUGUAUGCAAGUGCAUUAUACUGAUCAUGU